Argiope bruennichi is the source of this 2449-nucleotide messenger RNA. RefSeq lists its product as uncharacterized. The transcript has 2 exons. The record is from RefSeq and is a predicted model, not a curated record. Bases 113 to 1900 code for a protein of 595 amino acids. Lineage: Eukaryota; Metazoa; Arthropoda; Arachnida; Araneae; Araneidae.
AAGCCAGACAGAUGAUUUUUAGGAAGUAGUGUUGUGUUUUAAAAUAAAGCGCUCUGUUUUUCUCCCGUUAAAGUAUUUUAUACUAACUUAGAAAAAUCAUUUUUUACUCAUAAUGUAUGAUCCUGUUUUUAUACUUCGAUUAUACUCAAAUGUUCUUCACAAACACAAAAGGGAAUAUGAUGUUAAUGAAGCCGAUAUACGAACUGCGAUCCAAAAUAUGAAGGAAGUAUACAAACCGAAUCCAGGCAGUUUAUCCGACACAAUCGUAUAUGUUGCUGAUUACAAUGAUGCUGCUCAUCGAUGUGCAUAUUUGCAUAAAUAUGCCCCAUUUCACACUGCCCUUGUUGCUGAUAUGUUAGGAAGAGCCCUGCAACAAGAUCUGAAUGCUUUUCAAGAUUUAUUUUACACUUCGGGACGUAUUAAUAUUUGCAGUUUAGGAGGAGGACCAGGUAGUGAUAUCUUUGGUGUGCUUAGUGUUCUGAAUGCAACAUUUGGCUUUUUCCCAGUAUCUGCAACUGUCAUAGAUUGCAUGGAAAACUGGAGGGAUCUGUUUUACGAAUUAAUAAAUGAACUGCGUUAUGGAAAUUAUGGAGCUCUUGGAGAGUCUGUUAAAGAACAGUAUUUUGACUGGAAAUAUUUACAACACAAUUUGCUGGCCAAGAUGAAUGAUCAAGUUAAUACCGCAAUAGGAAAAGCAAAUUUAGUGACCAUGAUUAAAUUUGUAUCAGCAUCUUCUUGUAAAGAUACAUCUGCUAUGAUAAAGAAAGUAUUUACUUGCAUGAAACCUGGAGCUCUGGUUGUGUAUAUUGACAACGCCGGCGGAGGAUUUCAUAACUUAGUGGCGAAGGAAGCAGAAGAUUGCAAGUUCAAAAGUGUGUUUUAUCUGAAUCACGAAACUUUUAUAGAACCUGCUCUCAAUGUCAGAAAGUUUCGAUGUACACCCUGUUAUGAAAGUAGAGUAAGCUUUCACAUCUGGAGAAAGGCAUUUCCGAAAAAGAGAAGUUGUUCUGUACCAAAUUAUUCAUUAAAAGAACAGAAUUUUCUUCCUUUGUCAACCGAUGUUAUUCUGUCACCCAGAAACUAUGAAAAUCAGCUUCAUAACGAAUCUCUUCUAAUUAAUAAGUGGGCUUCCGUUUCCAGUACUUCAGCUGGUUCGUUCUCCAGAAUUAUUGAUGAAGAUCACACUGAUCUUUUUCACGAAAGGGAAUUCUCCAAAUAUAGUACUAACACUCGUUUUGCCUCCAGUGAGAUCAAUCGCAGAAUUCUCGAAAAUUCUUCUGAAGUUCUUACUAAGGCAUAUCCAAGGAAAAUCUCUGUUGAAAAGUCUACUGAAUGCAUUGCCAAGGAGAUAGUAGGUGUAGAUUUUGUUAGUAAACAGUUACAAUUAAAACAGAAUGCAAUUUCGAUUAAUGCUUCGGAUAAGAAAACAGUCAAAAUAUCCAGAAAAUUACUGUGCAAAUCAUCUGAACCUCAAAAGAAGUCAUAUCCAAGGGAAAUCCUUGCAGAGGAAUCUAUUCAAUACGGAACUGUCAAGAAUACUUUUUAUGCAAAUUGCUCAGAUUUUGCUAGUACCCAAUUACACUCAAAACAUAGAGCAUGUCCAUCUAAUGCUUCCAAUUUAAAUGCCAUAACAUUCGAACGUUCCCGAGACAAACCAUCUGAAAUCCAAAAGACCACAGAACGAACGCAAGUUACUGUUUCAGAAUAUUUUCCCAAUAGAGAUUCUUCUGCACGGCUUAGUUGGUGGGAUCGUAUUCGUGGCAUGUUGUAUCAGGAAUUGAUUGGUUUAAUAACUGAAGAAUUUAUUGGUUCGUUCCAAGGAGAAUUGAUAUACGUUUUCAGUGCAUGCACCGGCGAAAGUUUCCAAUUUUAUCUCUUUGAAAAUAUGAUAUAUAUAUAAAAAAAAAAAUGUAAUAGGCAAUACUGGUCGAAUAGGCCCUAGAAGAAUUACCUGAAAUCCAAAAGACCACAGACCGAAGACAAGUUUCCCCUCCAGAAUCUUUUCCUAAUAGAAACUCUUUUCCACGGCUUAGUUAGUGUGAUCGUAUUCGUGGCAUGUUGUAUCAGGAAUUGAAUGGUUUAGUAACUGAAGAAUUUAUUGGCUCGUUCCAAGGAGAAGAAUUGUACAUCAUCUGUGCAACCAUUGGCGAAAGAUUUCAAUUUUAUCUCUUUGAAAAUAUGAUAUAAAAAAUGUAUAAAGAUUUAUAAUGCGUCAUACUAGUUAGAAUCAGCUAUAUCUAACAAUAGUCUAAAUUCUUUAUAAAUGUGGCUAUUCAGGAAUAAGUAAUCCACAUAAGGUUUAUUGUGGAGUCUUAUCCACUUAGGUGCGAUGUGCCGUCCAUUAACAGCGUUUUCGAGUAUCGAAACUCCAUCUUUUGCAUUUGACUUUUGUUUUGAGUGAUACUGAAUGUUUGUUUGUUUUUCAAAAAAUUCUUAUUGAAUUUUAUGG